Molecule: messenger RNA, 1647 nt
Organism: Plenodomus lingam JN3
Lineage: Eukaryota; Fungi; Ascomycota; Dothideomycetes; Pleosporales; Leptosphaeriaceae
Source: RefSeq, a predicted model, not a curated record
AUGGCGAGCAUUGCAUCAGAGACUGUCCAACCUACUGGGACAACCACAGAAGUGACUGACACGCAGCAAAGUGAAGAGCAGCCUGCGACUAAAUACAUGCAAGGAUGGGCCCUCGCUUCGUUGACAUUGGCUUUCAUGUCCAUCUGCUUUGUACUGGCAAUUGACAACACCAUCCUAGCGACCGCGAUACCCCAGAUUAGCAGCGAUUUUCAAAGCCUCAAUGACAUUGGUUGGUAUGGCUCCUCUUACUUGAUCGCGCAGAUGGCACUACUACCUACUUGUGGUCGUCUCUACGCAUUCUACAACAUUAAGUGGGUGUAUUGCAUCUCGCUGGCCGUUUUUGAAAUUGGAUCUAUUAUCUCUGCGGUCGCCCCAAAUUCCAUGGCGCUUAUCAUAGGGAGAGCAGUCUCUGGCCUUGGUGCCGCUGGCUUGGUGAGCGGAACAACAACUAUCCUGGCGUAUUGUGUCUCUUUGAAAACCCAGGCGAUGAUAUCGCCCAUGGUCCUGGGCGUGUACAAUAUUGGGUCCGCGAUUGGACCACUCGUGGGCGGUGCCAUAACAGACAGCAAGGUGCUAAGCUGGCGGUUCAUAUUCUGGAUCAAUCUUCCUUUCGGAGCUGUUGGGCUUGUUCUUGUUUGGUUCACCUUGAGGCAACCACCACCACCAGUGAAGGGGGGUAUACCCUGGAUCCAAAAGCUACGUCAACUUGACCUUCCAGGGGCUGUGUUGUUACUAGGUGCGACAUCAUGUUUAAACUUGGCAUUACAAUGGGGCGGUAUAGUCUAUCCAUGGUCUGAUUCCAAGGUAUUCGGGUGUCUGAUCGGAUUCGGUUUGCUCUUGAUUACCUUCUUGUAUUUGCAAUUCCGAGGGAAAGAAAGCUCCACUAUCCCUCUUCACAUUUUCCGAAGUCGCACAGUAUCGGCGUCAUGUGCUUUCAUGAUGCUUGUGCAGGUGGCCAUAGUACUGCAAUCUUACUACUGGCCUAUAUACUUCCAAUCGGUGAGGAACACCAGUGCUAGGGAUUCGGGGAUUAACUUACUCCCAUUGAUCGUAUCGAACAGCCUCGGAACGAUCUGCGCUGGUUCCUUGGCAUCGAGAUUCGGGCACUAUGUACCGUUCAUGUGGAUCGGGCCUCUUAUACUGGCUACCGGAGGGGGACUUUAUCAAAUGGUUCGUGUCGACAGUCCCCGUGGAGACUGGAUUGGGUUUCAAAUUCUGUCCGGGCUUGGCUAUGGAAGUUGUAGCCAAAUGCCGAUUCUGGCUGUGCAAGUUGUCCUCGACAGAGCAGAUAUACCUACAGGCCUUGUUGUGGUCAUGUUUUUUCAGAUGCUUGGGGGCGCCUUGGCUCCUAGCGUUGGGCAGAAUCUCUUUACUGAUGCACUACUGCAAAAUCUGAACAAGAUUCAGGGGAUCGAUGGUGCAGCCGUAGUAGCAGCCGGUGCAAGAGGUUUCAGAGAGGUUGUUCCUUCUCCCCUUAUGGAUGCCGUUAUCACCUCAUUCAAUUCGGCGUUGAGGAAUGUUUUCUGGGUGGGUCUAGCCACACCGACCCUUGCGUGGAUAAUAAGCUGGACGAUGGAAUGGCGACAAUUGCCUGACUCCAAGAAUCCAGUUACCCAGGCUCCAAUUGAGGAGGUCACGGAGAAAUAA